AUGGGUGCAGGAGCAGGAAAGGAACACAAACGGGAACAGGAACGGGAGGAGGUACAUGAGCAGCAACAGGACCAGGAACAGGAACUGGUGCAGGAGCAGGAAAAGCAACAGAAUCCGAAACAGGAACAAGAGGAGGAACAGGAACAGUAGCAGGAGCAGGAACAGGAACAGGAACGGGAGCAGGAGCAGGAACAGGAGCAGGAACAGGAACAGGAUAAAGAACAGGAACAGGAGCAGGUACAGGAGCAGCAAAAGGAACGGGAACAAAAACGGGAAAAGGAACAGGAACAGGAGCAGGAGCAGGAACGGGAGCAGGAACAGGAUCAGGACCAGGAACAGGAACAGGAACAGGAACGGGAACGGGAGCAGGAGCAGGAACAGGAGCAGGAACAGGAUAAAGAACAGGAACAGGAGCAGGUACAUGAGCAGGAAAAGGAACGAGAACAGAAACGGGAACAGGAACAGGAGGAGGAACAGGAACAGUAG
Molecule: messenger RNA, 486 nt
Organism: Hemiscyllium ocellatum (epaulette shark)
Lineage: Eukaryota; Metazoa; Chordata; Chondrichthyes; Orectolobiformes; Hemiscylliidae
Product: UPF0746 protein DDB_G0281095-like
Exons: 4
Source: RefSeq, a predicted model, not a curated record